UAGAUGUCAUGAUGCGGGUGAGAUCAGGCGUUCCCGUCCCCGCGCAUGCGCAGUGUGCUUGGUGUUGUCCGCCAAGUCGUCAAGAAGCAUCUCUGUUGUCGUCGUCCCGCGGGCAACUGCAUCAAAACACCGGGACAACACCCGGGACAAGAUGUCUCACACUGUCUAUGACUUUGUGUACCACUCUGACCACGCCCUCGACUUCUCUGACCUCUCCUUCCAAGUCCCUGGUGCCACCCCUGAGCUGCACCCGACCUGCCACUGUUGAACCAAAGCGUCAACACUUUGGGCACUCACCUUAGUUCCAACCGUGUACCUUCUCCGCCAUGGACGGCCCACCCAAGCUGUCCGGCGAGACCCUGAUUGUGCACCAUAUCCCCUUGAUGCACUGCCAGGUGUCGGGGCGGCGGCAGAGGGGCUGUGGUGUCGGGACUGGCUCCUUGAAGAGGACCAACCCAUUUAGCCCCCUGGAGAACUUGGGUCUGAGUCGCACCACUUCCCUCCCUGAGAGGGACAUCCUCCAGAGGGAAGCGUUGCUCUAUAGCAGCCUGAUCCAGACUUCCACCCACAACGUAGGACCAGAGAGGCAGGAUGGCGGUGGCGGCAGCACAGCCAGCAACGACUCCUCGUUCACUUCCAGCAUCUCCGACGAGCAACUGGUGGCAGCCCACACUUUACCCCGUAUCAAGACCAGGAGCCACCAACCGCUACGCCGGAACCCCUUCCUGAUCAAGACCGACGAUGAGGAGGAGGACGACGAUGAUGACGGCAACCUGAGCGGCUACCACGAAGACUCCUCCUUCCACCUACAUAGCCACACCACCACGGUGUCCUUCCACUUGCAUGACCUGGGCUUCGCCCCUGAGGCACGCAAUCGGAACGGCGCGACCAGGGACUUGGACCCACCGGAGCUGGGCUGGCGGCACGGCAGCAGUGGCUCCAACAUGUCGGUGGACUGUGGCGAGCACGAGUGGGAGGACGAUGAGGACGGAGAUCAUCCCAUGCCAUGCACCCGGAGCAGCAAGAUGGGCUCCUACUCCUCUGGGUUAUCCGCGCAGCACUGCUCCUGCUGCACCCAAGCCCAGAACCUCUCCCUGGACUUCCCCCAGGACUUCCCCAACACCUUCCCUGAAUGUCCUCAGGGCUACAGCAGCGAUUCAUCAUGCAACAGCUCAGACGGCGUGCUGGUCAACUUCAGCACCAUUUACAGCAAGAUGAACAACAGUGUCCCUGAGAAGCAAGGCAACCUGAACAGCCCAGCCGAGCACCCCCCGACGGUUGACCAGCGGGACCCGACGGGGGGGGUGUUUUAUUUGGACCUCCUCACCUCGCCCUCAGAGCCUCCGCUAGCCUUCCCACUCGGCCGAGAGCCUCCAGUGUCCGCCUUCUCUGCCAACUCCUGCUCGACAGAGCACCAGGCUGCCCUCGAGCUGGACGCCAACUGCAACUCCUACUGUCCGCCGUCUUGCGUGUCUGCGGGCGGGGCAAUGUCCUGCCUUCAGAGUGAGGCCCGCCUGGUGGUGGCCACCCAGAAUUACUACAAGUUGGUCACCUGUGACCUGUCUUCCCAGUCGUCACCCAGCCCGGCCGGAUCGUCGGUCCACAGCGGCUCUGAGGAGCAUAGCAGGGGCAGCCCCCCCAGCCCCACGCAGCCCAGUGAGUACUUCCUGUUCCGGCAGAGAGCCAACCAGGAAGUGGAAGAUGAGGGGGAGGAUGAAGAGUCAACAAGGCGUCAUCUGGCUGCUAAAGAUGAUGAGGAUGAGGACGAGAACGCGGUCGGUGACCCAGACGCCCCUCCCGUGCUCCUCCAGGGCCAAGUGUAUGUCAAUAUGUCUCCCCCACUGGUCAACCAGGGCGCCCCGGAGGCCGCCGCCGGCCGGCCGCGUUCCCGCAGCUACGACCGCAACCUGGACAAAUCGCCGGGGCCCCGCCUGGGCUCGCUGGAGCGCAUGCUCAGCUGCCCCGUGCGCCUCAGCGAGGGGGCCGGCGCCCUAGCCGCGCCGCCCCCGCCUCGGGUCACCUCCUUCGCAGAGAUCGCUCGCAGCAAGCGGCGGCACGGCGGGUCGCCGUCCCUCAAGGCGGACCCCUUCUCUUCCACUGAGUUUUCACCCAUCCACGAGAGUAACGCUGCCUCGAAAGCGCCCACUGCAGCCUGUUGCGGCCAAGAUGCGGCCAGGGAGAGCGACGCAGAAGGUGGCCCCUCCAGCUCGUCUGACAUUCAUCCAGCCGUGGUGCGCUACAGCAAAGACCAACGGCCCACCACCCUCCCCAUCCAGCCCUUCACCUUCCACCACCAGCUGGCCUCCAAGCCCCCCCAGCCCAAGCCCCUGCUCCCCCUGCUGACUGGCUACGUGUCCGGCAUGCAGGCACGCUCCAACUCCAACUCCGGCAAUGAGGAAGAGGAGAGCGAGGACGCUGCUGGAAACGAGCACCAUCAGGGCGGUGUAAACAGAGCGGCGGCUCCCCCUGGGUCUGUACGCCCAUCACCCCUGGGGAGUUACUCCCCGGUGCACCUUCAAGAGGAGGCCGCCAGCUCCAGGACCUGCUCCACAUGCACCCCGAGCCCCCCUCCGCCUCCGCAUAACAACCUCUCCUGCUGCCCUCAGAGCACCGCCCACACAGGGCCACUGCUGCCCCACACCCCUCCCCCCGCCAGCCUGGGUGUGAAGAGGGGGAUGAUGCCGCCCACCCUGCCUCCUGUACACCGGGACACUCUUAGCCCGCUGGGGUGUGUCAAGGCUGGGUGCCUCGUGGAGGGAAGCAAAGCGGCCAGGAUGCAGAAUGCAUACCACCUUUCCCCUCAGGCCCUGAAGUGGCGGGAAUACCGACGUCAGAACCCUCUUGGUGGGGAGAGAGUAGCUAGCGUCUCUGCUUCGUCGGAUUCUCACUGUCCUCCCCGAAAAAACGUCUUCGAUUUCCCUUCGGCUCCCCCCAGCCAACCGACAGGACCCCAUCAUGUCAGGCAAAUGCAGCAGAGUUACGGCAACUUCUUACCGGAUUACUUUUCUUUGACUGAGAGGCCGCCAGAGGAGUUCUGCCUCUCUCCUGAUGCUUCCACAGCAUCAUCCUUGUGCUUUUCCUCCGGCUCACAGUCCCACGUCUGCGUCGACAUGACGCACAAAAGAGGAUUGGUGAAGGCUGUCAACACAGCAGUCGAUCUAAUCGUGGCUCACUUUGGCACUAAUCGAGACCCUGAUGUUAAAGCUAAACUCGGCAACAGCUGGGUGAGUCCCAACGUGGGUCACCUGAUCCUGAAGUACUUAUGUCCAGCGCUGUACGAGGUUUUGCAGGACGGACUCAAGGCCUAUGUGCUGGACCUGAUCAUCGGACAGCGCCGCUGUCAGCCCUGGAGCCUGGUGGAAGCCUCCACGCAGCUCGGCCCAUCUACACGUGUCCUCCACAACCUGCUGACGAAGGUGAGCCAGUUCUCAGAGCUGACGAACCACAGCAUGAGACUCAAUGCCUUCAUCUUUGGCCUCCUCAACCUCAAGUCUUUGGAGUUCUGGUUUAGUCAUCUCUUGACACAUGAAGACAUCAUAGCCGCCCACUACAAUGCGUGGGGCCUGGUCCCACUGGCUCAGGGUGCAUGUCAGCAGCUGUUCAGCGAACUCCUCCUUUUGCUGCAACCCCUCUCACUCCUCCCAUUCGAUCUGGACCUCUUGUUCGAACCCCGGCUCCUGGCGACGGGGCGCGAGCAGCAGAGACGCCGCAAGGAGCUGCUAUGUUCAGCGAGACAGUCCACCACCCACUCCACCCUGCAGCUGAUGAGGGGUUGGGGCGCUGCCGUCGGGGACAUGGUAGCCGGGAAGGAGAGGGUGCCUCUGGGGCGGGAGGAGACGUGGCCCAGGACAGAAGUUUUCAGAAGGGAGAGUAUCCCUGUGGGAGGUGGUCACGGGUCCAAGGAAAGAGGGACAGGUGGCCAGAGGAUGAAAGGAGUGGGUCAAGGAAUUGAGGAAAAAGACGUAGGGAAGGACACCCUGGGGAAGGACCCCACAAGGACGGACGAGGGGCGGCAGCGUCAGGACCGUCAGGCUGGGUGGUGGUACCAGCUCAUGCAGUCAUCCCAAGUCUACAUUGACCAAUCCACAGAGGGUUCCAAGUUUGUCAAGGCAGACAAGCGCAGGACGUCGGCUGAGCGUCGCCCCUGCCGACUGCCGCUUGCCAGAGAGGGUGUGGUGGACGGCGCCGAGUCUGGAUCUGAGGGGCGGCCCUCGUGGAUGGGAAGUCCGCCCGAGUCGGUCCUCAAUCAGGAGGCGACGGUGGGCAGCAGUCCGGUAAUCAAAGACCGGCCGGAGAUUGCUGUCCAGAGGCAAGGGCUGCGCUGGGGGCGGCUCUUCGGAUCCAGUGUUGGGUCUCCGACCAAGAUAGACGGGAGUGAACUGAGGGCGAAAGCUCAGAAGAGCAGGCAGCCGUCGGGCUGGCUCGGCCUGGACUCGUCGGUUUUGGGCCUGAUGGCACAGACAAUCGGAGCUGGAGGCAUGAAAAAGGUAGAGCCUGUGAGCGCCAACCCUCGUACUGUGGCAGCUUCACCCAACGAGACCCGACCCAACGAGACCAAAUUCUCAACAUGCGAAGUGCGAGCGCUGUGCCACCACAUCGCCACCGAGGCAGGACAGCUCAGCUUCAACAAGGGUGACGUCCUGCGGGUGCUGAGCAAAGCUGAUGCAGAAUGGCUUCUCUGCUCUACGGGCGCCUCUCAAGGCCUGGUGCCCAUCGUCUAUGUCUCGCUCUGCAGCAUGGAGGAGAGCCAGGAUUGCGGCAGCGGUGAAGGUGGUUCAGACAGGGGCUGCAGUGGCAAUGGUGACAUCGGCCAGGGUGGCGGCUGCAGUGGCAGUGGCGGCUCUAAUGGAGGUGGUGGUGCCUGCGGAGCUGGAAACAGGAAGUGAUCACCACCCUAUUCCAGACAAAGCCUCCAUUGAGACACGUGAGCAUGCAAAUAUAACCAAAACCUAAAGACACUCCCACACCAACUGGACCUGUCAUGGUGCCGCUAUUAUUAUUAUUGUAACUAUUAAUACACCAGGUUGGACUUGCUGUCAAUCACUUCCGUGUGUGUAGGUGUGAGGGGCCAGCAUGUGAUGUUACAGACUGAGGCUGCUGUACUCCGUCUAGCCACUAAAGAACGCAGCAGUGUUAUAGCAAGGAUGGUCGUCCAAUAGAUUGAGCGGUUGUCGAUUAAUCGUGUCUCGAAUCAAUGGAGUCAAAUGGAAAUGAAUUGUAAUGGCUCCAUCAAGGAAACAUAGUAGAAUGUCCAUCCCUACUUGGUAUAACAAUACAACAUACUUCCUGUAACUUCACUGGAGUCAGCCCACGUAGCUUAGCAUGCUUCACAAAAAAAAUUGUUGCGCUAGCUCCCUGCGGCGGCUUGGGGUGCUAAUUGCUACUAUCAGAUAUUUACCUGGCAAUUCUUCAAGAAUUGUUUGAAUGUUUUUUUAGCACUUCAGAAGUGAGCAUCCAAGCAUAUUAACAUUAGUGCUUUAGCGACAAGGCAGAACCGCUAAUGUCGAAAUGCCACCAAAGUCAUGGGAAUUUUGGAGGUUGGAGAGGAAAAUCCCGGAAGUUACGUGAAGUUCAAAAAUUAUUAGCAACAUUAGCUAACCUGUUUUUAGAACAUUAAAAAAUUAAUGUUUACUCCACAUUUUUAAAAUGUAUUUCUUAUUUUUACGCUUGUGAAAUGCUAACACAUAACUCCAAAAUAUUGCACAGUUGAAAGUUUGACCCAGGGACAGUUUGUUUCACUUAAAUUGACGUUGGCGUUUCCACUGUCUUCUCCUGUCUUAGCUCCUGACUGGUCGACCGGUUGUCACGGUAACAGCUCGAGGUAAUUAUUAGUGAGCUAGCUUCCAUAAAAAAGGGACUUUUGCACUGUUUGGACACUUUAUUGACAACGUUAGCCUAUUUGCUUGCUUUCCUUGUACAGUUGAAACUAUUAAAUAAUGCCAACGUGGAUUCAAGUGUAAAUAUGUCAUUAUUCAGGAAGUGGUAGAAGGCAACACUUGUUGGUGAUUGGUGACUUUGUCUUGGCCCCACCUCCUGUCUGUAAAUACCUUCUUCUUCUUACAUGUAUGUACGAUGCUAACCGGCUAAUGUGGCUAACUAAAGUGCUCUUGUGACCAUGCGA
Phyllopteryx taeniolatus (common seadragon) is the source of this 6121-nucleotide messenger RNA. It is a transcript of the gene rusc2, whose product is annotated as RUN and SH3 domain containing 2. The transcript is spliced from 14 exons. Gene Ontology annotation, molecular function: protein binding. NCBI's taxonomy places the organism in Eukaryota, Metazoa, Chordata, Actinopteri, Syngnathiformes, Syngnathidae. Bases 327 to 4886 code for a protein of 1519 amino acids. The record is from RefSeq and is a predicted model, not a curated record. Gene Ontology annotation, cellular component: cytoplasmic vesicle.